UACCGUGCAUAAGUGAUAAACACUGAAAAAGAACUGCAGCGCCCAUCAGACUAAAGGUCCCGUAGCUAGGGUUUUACAUUCUCUCUCUGCAGCGAAAGAAAUUUUAGUAUAGCCGCUGCAGACAGCUCUUGCAAUGACGACCGUCGUUCCCACCUCCGAAGAAGAUCCAGCCCUCGCCGUCGUCCGUUUCACGUCUGAGCUUGCCUGGGCCGACGCGGGUCCUGAGGUUGCAGAGCAACAAGUUACUAGGCUUUGUGAGGAGGCACAGGAAUGUAUGGUGGUGGGCAGAUGGCUGGACCUGGCAUCUUUAAUGCUCACUUCUGCUGAUUUGAUAUUUUCCAACUCUAAGGUCUCAGAGAAAGAACUUGAGUGCAUCUUCACUGUUAUCUGCAAUCUUGUCACCAAGUCUGAAAGUCCAGAUGAAGCGCUUGAGAUGGCAAAACUUGUAUGUGGAAAAAUUAUCCAGCAACCUACUGACAAGCCUGCAUUGCGAUUAAAGAUCUUGUUCAACCUGUACAAUCUACUGGAAAACACAUACAGCCGGUUUUAUGUUUACCUGAAGGCCCUAAAUUUGGCAGUGAGUGGAAAAGUCACAGAACAUGUCAUACCUUCUUUCAAGAAAAUUGACAGCUUCUUGAAAGAAUGGAAUCUUGAGGUGAAGGAUGAGAGGGAGCUUUUUCUCAGCAUUGCUAAUGUACUGAGAGAGAGUAAGAGCCCCUUUUCCAGCUCAGCGAAGGAUUCUUUCAAAUUCCUGACCAAGUAUUUAGCAACCUUCUCUGGUGAGGAUGCAUAUGCAAUGGCUGAAGCCAAGGAGGAAGCUGUGCGCACAAUUAUUGAAUUUGUCAAGGCACCUGAUAUGUUUCAGUGUGACCUGUUAGAUAUGCCUGCUGUGGGGCAAUUGGAAAAGGACGCUAAAUAUGCAUUAGUAUACCAGCUUUUGAAGAUCUUUCUGACUCAGAGGCUAGAUGCCUAUUUGGAGUUUCAGGCUGCAAAUUCUGCUUUACUGAAAAGCUAUGGUCUUGUUCAUGAAGAUUGUAUAUCAAAGAUGAGAUUGAUGUCAUUGGUGGAUCUUGCCUCGAAUGAAUCUGGUCGAAUUCCCUAUACCCUUAUCAAGAAUACUCUUCGGAUUAAUGAUGAAGAGGUGGAAUUGUGGGUAGUGAAGGCCAUAACUGCCAAGUUAAUCAGCUGUAAAAUGGACCAGAUGAAUCAAGUUGUACUUGUGAGUAACUGUACUGAGCGGGUAUUUGGGCAGCAUCAGUGGCUAGCACUUAGAACAAAGCUAGCAGCUUGGAGGGGUAACGUUGCGAAUGUGAUAAGCACCAUCCAAUCUAACAAGAUUACUGAAGAUGGAUCACAGGCAAUGCAAGGGCUGAUGAUUCGUUAAGGUUAUUUUUUUUAUUUGUCAUUUUAUUCCAAGGACACUAUCAAUCUGGAGAUAGGUGGGACUAAUCUUGGUGCGCAAUGUGUUUAUUUUCAGUUAUAAUUUGUUUUAGCUAGAGCCAUAGUGUAUUCAAAAAUUUUUGACAGAGGAGUCUUGUAGUCUUGUUUAACAUUAUACAAUUCCGAAUGAUUUACUGAGAUUGUAUGUAUCAUCUUCCAACCCUUUUUUGCUUUUAGUUUUACUGUUAAACUUUU
This is a messenger RNA of Jatropha curcas, 1635 nucleotides long. The record is from RefSeq and is a predicted model, not a curated record. Lineage: Eukaryota; Viridiplantae; Streptophyta; Magnoliopsida; Malpighiales; Euphorbiaceae.